GCCUCCCUCGCUCCACGCGCGCCCGGACUCGGCGGCCAGGCUUGCGCGCGGUUCCCCUCCCGGUGGGCGGAUUCCUGGGCAAGAUGAAGUGGGUGUGGGCGCUCUUGCUGUUGGCGGCGCUGGGCAGCGGCCGCGCGGAGCGCGACUGCCGAGUGAGCAGCUUCCGAGUCAAGGAGAACUUCGACAAGGCUCGCUUCUCUGGGACCUGGUACGCCAUGGCCAAGAAGGACCCCGAGGGCCUCUUUCUGCAGGACAACAUCGUCGCGGAGUUCUCCGUGGACGAGACCGGCCAGAUGAGCGCCACAGCCAAGGGCCGAGUCCGUCUUUUGAAUAACUGGGACGUGUGCGCAGACAUGGUGGGCACCUUCACAGACACCGAGGACCCUGCCAAGUUCAAGAUGAAGUACUGGGGCGUAGCCUCCUUUCUCCAGAAAGGAAAUGAUGACCACUGGAUCGUCGACACAGACUACGACACGUAUGCCGUGCAGUACUCCUGCCGCCUCCUGAACCUCGAUGGCACCUGUGCUGACAGCUACUCCUUCGUGUUUUCCCGGGACCCCAACGGCCUGCCCCCAGAAGCGCAGAAGAUUGUAAGGCAGCGGCAGGAGGAGCUGUGCCUGGCCAGGCAGUACAGGCUGAUCGUCCACAACGGUUACUGCGAUGGCAGAUCAGAAAGAAACCUUUUGUAGCAAUAUCAAGAAUCUAGUUUCAUCUGAGAACUUCUGAUUAGCUCUCAGUCUUCAGCUCUAUUUAUCUUAGGAGUUUAAUUUGCCCUUCUCUCCCCAUCUUCCCUCAGUUCCCAUAAAACCUUCAUUACACAUAAAGAUACACGUGGGGGUCAGUGAAUCUGCUUGCCUUUCCUGAAAGUUUCUGGGGCUUAAGAUUCCAGACUCUGAUUCAUUAAACUAUAGUCACCCGUGUCCUGUGAUUUUAGUUUUCAUUUGUGUUUAUGUCUGUGCUGCAGACGGAUGGGUGGGGUGCGCUUCUUUAUACCAGGAGCACGUGGCUCUUUCUGACCUUUGGCCUGUUCUAGUGCCUAAUCUCCAUUAUUAAAUACUGGCUUCUCCCAA
Molecule: messenger RNA, 1070 nt
Organism: Homo sapiens (human)
Lineage: Eukaryota; Metazoa; Chordata; Mammalia; Primates; Hominidae
Gene: RBP4
Product: retinol binding protein 4
Exons: 6
Coding region: 84-689 (201 amino acids)
Biological process (GO): eye development; gluconeogenesis; retinol transport
Cellular component (GO): protein-containing complex; extracellular region
Molecular function (GO): retinol transmembrane transporter activity; retinoid binding; retinol binding
Source: RefSeq, marked reviewed